CAACCCUUUCGCCACUGAGGACAAGUGAGAACACAGUUCAGACCUCGCGCAACUGUGUGUGCUAAAACGCGAUGGCUUCCAGAGCACUAGCGCUGAUGUUUGGGCUGAUUUCAUUGCCAUUGUAUGCCGCUGUUUUUCGAGGACCAUUGCAGGCUGAGAUCUCAAACGGAACUUUUCAUCACUUCUAUGUUCCUGAUGGUGAAUACGACGAAAAUGACGACCCGGAGAAAUGUCAAAUGCUCUUCAAAUGGUUGGACCGAAGCCCUUGCCCUGUGGAAGAGGAUCGGGAUGAUGUUGUUCGCGAGGAUUUGAUCAUAGUCAAGCAACAAACCGAAGACGCGGCGAGGGUUUUGGAAAACAUUGUAAAAACUAUAUCAUACGAUUUGGAAGGCGAAGACAGUUAUGGUAAAUACCUCAGGCGAGAGAUUGUUCAAAUCAAUGAGGCUUUCGCAAACGUUGAAAAAUCCCUUAUGGAGCUAGAGGUGAAAUUCAAACAAAGUCAGGAGAAUGAUCAAAGAGAAGAAGACGAAUUUGCAAGAACUUUCUUGAAUCCGAUCCACAACGUAAGAAGCACGCUACAAGAAACGCUGGACAUCUCCUCUGGCCUCAAGGAUAAGCAUGAACUGAUUUCUCUGAUUAUUCGCAGUCAUGGUACAAGGUUAAGUAGACUGAAAAAUGAGUACCUGAAUGUAUAGCAACGGAGCAAAUCGGUGUGUGGCCUGGCGCGGUAUGAAAUAAAGGUGUACUUCUAUA
Messenger RNA from Clupea harengus (Atlantic herring), 753 nucleotides. It is a transcript of the gene fibina, whose product is annotated as fin bud initiation factor a. NCBI's taxonomy places the organism in Eukaryota, Metazoa, Chordata, Actinopteri, Clupeiformes, Clupeidae. The record is from RefSeq and is a predicted model, not a curated record.